Molecule: messenger RNA, 1068 nt
Organism: Pyricularia pennisetigena
Lineage: Eukaryota; Fungi; Ascomycota; Sordariomycetes; Magnaporthales; Pyriculariaceae
Exons: 6
Coding region: 1-1068 (355 amino acids)
Molecular function (GO): zinc ion binding; oxidoreductase activity
Source: RefSeq, a predicted model, not a curated record
AUGGCUGAAAUCCCGACCACAAUGUUCGCAUGGAGGAAGCACAGGGGGAAUCCCGAACCGCUAUGGGAGGAGGUUCCAUUGCCCGAGCUAUCCCCGACAGGCGUCCUAGUCAAGAUGCUGGCGACCGGAGUCUGUCGAAGUGACCACUCUCUCCUUACCCGGGAGAUCCAGCCGGCAUGGUUCCAGGAAAGCUUCACACUGGUCAGGGAACCAGGCCAUGAGGGAUGCGGCCGGAUCGUGCAGAUGGGCAAAGACAUCAAGGAAGCCAAGGUCAAAGUAGGAGAUAUCGUCGCCCUACAUGCAGUUCCAGGAUGUGGAGCAGACGACUGCCCCGAGUGCUCGCGCGACCUUUCCCAGAUCUGCGAGGCGGGACAUCACUCGGGCAUCGGCCAGGACGGCUUCUAUGCACCGUAUGCGCACAUCGACAUCCGAGGCGUGGUACCUGUGCCAAAAGGAGUGUCGCCCGCGCAGGCCGCCGUGGCCACCGACGCCGUCAACACGGCCUUCCACGCCAUCACGCGCCGGGCCGAGGUCCAGCCGCACGAGACCGUCUUCCUCUUCGGCCUGGGCGGGCUGGGCUUCAACGCGCUGCAGGUCGCGCGGCACAUUGGCGCCCGCGUCCUCGUCAGGGACGUCAAGCAGUCGCGGCUGGACGACGCGCGGGACAUUGGCGUGCCGGCCGAGGACGUUGCGCCGCUUGACGUGACCGUGGAUGACUUUGUCGCCAGCCGCGGGCUGCACAUCGACACGGUUUUGGACUUCGUCGGCGCUCAUGAUACCUUUGAGGCGGCCCAGAGGAUCGUGCGCAGGGGUGGCAAGAUUCUCUGCGUCGGCAGCUUGGACACUGAGAAUACGCUUCACAUGAAGAUUGGGACGAGGAAGAGGCUCUCAUUUAUCUUUUCGUACGGUGGGCAGGUCCAGGACCUGGAGAAAGUCUUGGAUUUGGUGGCCAAGGGGGUGAUCCGCCCACACGUCCAAGAAAAGCGGUUGGAGGAUUUCCCAGACGUCUUGAGGGAUCUUGAGGCGGGAAAAAUUGAUGGAAGGGUAGCCCUGAUGCAGGACGAGUGA